This is a messenger RNA of Aedes albopictus (Asian tiger mosquito), 8253 nucleotides long. RefSeq lists its product as uncharacterized. Lineage: Eukaryota; Metazoa; Arthropoda; Insecta; Diptera; Culicidae. Gene Ontology annotation, molecular function: nucleic acid binding. The record is from RefSeq and is a predicted model, not a curated record. Gene Ontology annotation, biological process: DNA integration. Bases 1 to 2019 code for a protein of 672 amino acids. The transcript has a single exon.
AUGGAUUUGGUCGGAAGAAUGUCAACAAUCUUUCGACCGGUUCAAAACCAUUCUUCAAUCGGACCUGCUGCUGACCCAUUUCGACCCUUCCAAGGAGAUCAUUGUUGCCGGCGACGCUUCCAAAUACGGAUUGGGAGCCGUUAUAAUGCAUCGUUUCCCAACUGGAGAGGUCAAGGCCAUGCAUCUCGUUCAUUGACGCCAGCAGAAACCAACUACGGCCAGGUGGAGAAAGAGGCUCUGGCGCUGAUUUUUGCGGUCACGAAAUUCCACAAGAUGCUAUAUGGAAGGCGCUUCGUUUUGCAAACCGACCACCAACCCCUCAAGAUUUUUGGAUCAAAAAAGGGCAUCCCAGUUUACACCGCGAAUAGACUGCAGCGAUGGGCCCUCACUCUUUUGCUGUAUGACUUCGAGAUUCAGUAUGUUUCUACGACGAAUUUCGGCCACGCUGACGUCCUAUCCCGAUUGAUGACAUCACAACGCCGACCGGAUGAGGACUACGUUAUUGCUGCCGUCCACGUCGAAACCGAAAUCAGAACGAUUCUCGAAGGCACCCUGCGGAACCUACCAGUGACGUUCAACAUGAUUGCAGCCGAGUCACAGAAGGACGCGACGCUCAAGCAAGUUUCAAGUUUCCUUCAAUGCGGCUGGCCGUCGAACGUGAGUCAGCUAAUGGAUCCUGCUGUGAAGAAAUUCUACGCCCGGAGUGAUGGACUCCAGCUCAUCGAUAACUGUGUGAUGUUUGGCGACAGGAUCAUCGUUCCUCAGAGGUACCGCAAACAAGUUUUGAAACAGCUACAUAGAGGACAUACGGGCAUGGAGCGCAUGAAAGCCAUUGCUCGAAGCUAUGUCUACUGGCCGGAUGUGGAUGGCGAUGUGGAGCAAUAUAUACGUCAGUGUAGAGCCUGUGCUGAUGCUGCAAAGUCACCAAGGAAAACUACUCUUGAAUCUUGGCCGAUUCCUACCAAACCCUGGAGCCGGAUACACAUUGACUACGCAGGACCGAUCGACGGAUUAUACUACCUGGUCAUUGUGGACGCCUUUUCGAAAUGGCCCGAGAUUUUCCGAACGCGUUCCAUCACCGCCUCCUCUACAAUCGAAUUACUACGAGAGACGUUCGCUCGUUACGGCAAUCCAAACACGUUAGUUUCGGACAACGGAACACAAUUCACUUGUGAAAGCUUCAAGAACUUCUGCUGCAUCAACGGAAUUACGCACAUCCGUACAGCCCCGUAUCACCCACAGUCCAACGGGCAAGCCGAAAGAUUUGUGGAUUCUUUGAAGCGAGGACUGAAGAAGUUAAAUGAGGGAGGAAGACCAUCAACUCCAGAACAUCUUCAAAUCUUCCUUUCCGUGUAUCGAUCAACACCCAACAAAAGCUCACCCCAUAUGAAGUCUCCAGCGGAAGCUUUCCUGGGAAGACAAGUUAGGACCACUCUGGAUUUGCUCAAGAAACCGAUUCCUGUUCCUGCAAUUCCGAACGAAAAACAAAAUAUCCAGUUCAAUAAGCGGCACGGAGCAACCCGCCGUGAAUUUCAACCAGACGAUAUGGUGUUUGCUGAAUACCAUCAUGGCAAUCAGAAAUCAUGGGAACCCGGAGUAAUCAUCGAACGCAAAGGAUCAGUGAACUACAAUGUGCUCUUGGACCUUGGUAGACGACAGAGACUAAUCCAGUCUCAUACGAAUCAGCUUCGACCACGUGCAGACAACGAUCAACCGGAAGCAUCAGUUCCAGACGUUCAGCUGCCUUGGGAGAUCCUGAUUGAAGAAUUUGCAGCUACAACGAUCCAGGCAGUACCAAACGAUGAAGAUGCUCAACCGAUUCUUCCUUCGGAUGCCAAUGACAAUUUGGACGAAAACAAUGUCGUUGAACCUGAUGAACAGCAAUCAAUUAUGUCCCUGACGGAUGAAUCCGCUGAAGAAGAUCUUCCGACUGAUCAAAGUUCCUCGGAAGUAGCCAGAGAACAGCCAGCGCGCAACAGAAGACUUCCGUCGUGGUUAGCCCUAUACGAUAUCUUCUAGGAGGGAUAUGUAGCAGAGCAAGCCAUGACUUUGGUAUGCUGACAGCAAGCCUAGAUUUAAGAUUCAUUAUAUUUCCAACCUUCAAACAAUAAAGAUAGAACAUAACACAAUCCAAAUAAUUUGUCUUGGUUCACAAUCCAAUUAUCACCGUAUGUUUAGAAUUAUAUUUUGCUCGUCAUCCCAUUUGACGCUUCAUCGCUGCCGUCAGAUCGAACGACCACAGGCAGUGGCUCACGUUGCCAUUCAACAGAGGCAUUCAAAACUAUGGGCUGUGUCGGCGAACACACCAAAUAUGCUUACCAUUUAGCUUAUAUUGGAAUAUGUUUUCGGCCUUCACAAUUUAUUUGCUGUUAAAACUUUAAGCAGCAAACCUGGCGGAUCACCAAUGUAAAUUUCUGCACUACUGUUUCGGCCGAUUGCCGCAAAAUUGCCUCCAGCCUAUUUUGGAUGACACGUGCUUGUCGCGAAAGAGGUCGAUCGUCGGAGGCGCGGUCUCUUCUGUCCGACCGGCUCGAGUCUUCGUGUCGCUGACGACCGACGACGUGCGCGUCGCGACGUCGCGAAUUCGCGAUGUCUGAUGGAGCGCGAAUAUUGUUGUCGCGGUGUUUGAUGAUGCGCGAAUGCUGACGAUUCGCAUCUCUGCGCAAAGGGUGCUAAACUGGUAUGCCACACCAUCGAGACAGCCCAUCUAACGAGCCGCCAACGAACGAAUCGGGACUGUAUAAGUGCGGGGUCGUGAAUAAGGCUUAGGGACAAAACGUCGAAAGACAAAACGUCGAAUGCCAAAACAUCGAAUGCCAAAAGGUCGAAUGCCAAAACGUCGAAAGGGACAAAACGUCGAAAGGACAAAACGUCGAAAAUGAGCAAAUAGUGAAUUCUUUAUUCUUUUUAGGGAAACUCAUUCUUUCACUUGUACCAGCCAUAAGAGACGAACCAGCCAAGGGCUGAAAGUCUCUCAAAUAAAGACAAAUCAAUCAAUCAAUUGUACCAGCCAACUAGUUUACAGGGGAGCCUUCCUGAGAUUCCCAGAAACAACACCUUAGGGUCGGCAUGUGUCUUAACUAGUUCUUCGCGGGUAGGGAAUAUUAGCACUGCCUUUAUCCAUUCAGAACCAUUGCUAACUUUUUCGGUGUCUCUUCUACUGGCACCCAGUGUUGUAUUUGAACUGAACGCGAGCCAAAAAUGAACUGAGCUUGGAUGUGCCAUCAAAUACUAUGUCGAUCAUGACAUGACCAUGGUCCUGCUCUAUUUAGGACUUUGUGACGCAUCUGCAUACAUGCGUUGUUGCGCGAAAAUAUGCACCAACAAUGAAGUGGGACAUUGUGGCAUCGGGCAUUAAGAUUCUGCACCAAAAUCCGGAUUUUCCGCAAUCCACGGUGAUCGAACCGGUUUCCCCUCUCGGUAGAGAGGGGGUUCUGUGAAUCGAAUCAGCCCAAGAUUGCUAGAAUUGGUGAAAAAUGGCAGAAACAUGACCGUUUCAGUUUACCAGGUACCAGGGUACCAUGUUGGCAUUUUGCGCGUUCCAAGUUUUGAACUGAACAAUGUUCAAAUAUGUUUGAUCGCAGUGUGCCAUAUUUGAACGUCAACGCAAAUUGAACGCGUUCAAAUGCAACACAGCGAGUGGCACACUGUCAGUGGCACCUACUCCAAUUUUUCAGCAUCACGUUACAACUUUCUUCAGCGUGGCUACGAUGGUGGCCUAUAGCUAUCGUCGGCCGGAUCUCUGGCACUUUUAGGGUGGUGAUGGGGAUUCUUGGGCGAUUGGCUUACGGCACGACUUGCCGGUACUUUUCAUUCCAACGUAAGGGGUGAAAGGGAAUGCCUUCCUCAUUCAGAAUCAAAUUUGUACCUAAAAUAGCUGUCCUUCGCCGCAAUUCGUCCGAUAUUCACAGGAUAUGGUACUAAUUCAACAAUGCUAAGUAUCCUCAUAAUAAUCUUCACUCAGCUGGCGGUUUCAACUCUGGUCUGAAACAUCAUGGAGUGCAAAAUGAGUCACUGACCUUCAGCGCUCGAGCAGUGUCCCGAGAUAACGGGAAAAUGUUCGUGGAUCCCAGUUAAUCAGUUCAUCAUUCUGGCAUCUUGGUGGAUCUAUUGUAUCGCCACCCCUCUCAGGAUAUCAACAGGAUCGAUUUAAAUUCACACAAAAUCUAAAAAAAAAAUCCACAUUGAACUGCGCACUUACACACUUUUCGACGUUUUGUCAUUUCGACGUUUUGUCCCUUCGACGUUUUGUCCUUUCGACGUUUUGGCAUUCGACGUUUUGGCAUUCGACGUUUUGUCACCCAUUCAUAAAACUGCGAUUUUUCAUCGAAUCGUUUCGUUAUCUUCUGCGCACUUAUUCAGCACUUUGUAAUGCAUAAGUGCGCAGAAGACACCGACACGAUUAGAUGCAGAAUCGCAGUUUCAUUAACGAUCCCGCACUUCCCGGUCAACCAUUUCUUUAAAAAUCUUUACAUUUCUUUAUAACGGUUUUUAAAGACGUUCAUAUUAAAAAUCGUUAGCGAUCGUCAUCGUUUCUUAAUGAAAUAUAAAUAAAAACAAAGUCACUUCGUUAUCGAUUGAUAAAGAUUUUCGAAAAUACAUCGAUAUAAAAAUAUGUAGUGGGUUCUGCUUUAUCUACACGUCACAGCCAUCCAAAAAACAAAAAAUAACAGCUACCUCAUCGCCACUCCCACCCUACAUGUUCAUGUUUGUUAUGUUUUUUGCAAUCAUUUCCUAAAUUGGGGAUUGAGCUUACAUUUUUAGAUACUUAGACAUUUUAUGUUGAUACUUACUGAGUCACACGCCAUUACAAUAAUUAUGGGUGACCAAAGAUAUUCAAAGAGCUGCAAAACGGUGAGUCGAUAAGGAGAGCGUCCAAUAUAGCUCUGGUCCUCACAAGUUCCUACCUCAUGCUUCCAUGGGUCAAGCGAUGACAAAGACCGCCAGCUAAGAGUUGUGUGCUUAGCUGGUAGUGCAGCCUGGGCACUGUUGUCCUUCUGACUUCAGCUAGAUUGAGGAGGUACGAUUCGAGCGUCUGUUCACCAAGGAGGUGCGGCUCAAACAGCGUCUGUUCUGGCAUCCAGCGGCUGAGUAAGAAACGCUGCACCACGCCCAGCUAGAUCCAAGGUGGUAGCCCCAUCAGCGUGGUCGUCCUAGUGUUGGUUGGGACGUUAAACAGAACUGGCACGAUGGCCCUCCGGCGAGACAGGAGUGUUGGCGUAGGCCCAAUAAGCCACAAGUAAAAUCCCCAUUGCGAAUAACAUAGGAGAAAAUAGACUCGACACAAUCGGCAAAGACCCACGCGACGAAAUAAGGACUACGAUUGGAAACUUGGAACAUGGAAUUGGAAGUCACUAUGUUUCGCAGGAUGUGACUGGAUAAUCUACGACGAACUACAUCCCCGCAACUUCGACAUCGUGUGGUUGCAGGAACUUUGUUGGACUGGACAGAAAGUGUGGAAACUUUCUGGAAGUGGAAGUUUCCAGUCGUAUCAGCUGACAUCGUUGUUCGUAUUGUGGUAGUCUCCGCGGGUCAUUCCAUGGAAGCCUUCUUAGCGCAAACCUCAAAAACCUGUGUUGAACUCGUUCUAAACGUUGCAUUUGAGUUUGAGGACAACCAGUCCACAAUCCGUAUAGCUGAGGACACCAAAGAUUACAGUCGGCUGAAGCACGGGGACACAAAGUUUCAUUUUGUACGUGACCUUGUUCAACGUGGAGUAAUGGACUACCCGCUUGGCGCAUACAAUAGAAAUACACUAGAACUCCAAUGGCGCUGUAGUCACUUUUCGUAUUUAAUUAUGUUAAUAACUUUGAUUGCAAUAAUUCAUUAUUUUUAAGUGUUCAUCUUGUAGAGGAUCUUUUGUUUUGGUGAACAAAAUUUAUUUGACACUUCUAGUACCGCUAAGGACACUGUAAGGGCGUGGCAAACUAGAUGUUAGUCACACGAACUGUCGCGACAUUGAACUUCUGUGGCUAGUUAUUCUAAUGCGCAUACCCACAGUUGAUCAGCAGGAGUAAAUCCAUUUUAUUUUGUAUGGUGAAAAGCAUCUAAACUUGAAUUACUUGAAAUAGAAAGCUUUUACUGAAAAAAUAUUUGGUAGGCUUAAUAGUAGUCACCAUUGUGUACAACCACUACCAAAUAUUUUUUCGAAUAAUGUAUUCCACUUCGAUAAAUUUUCCUUUAGAUGCUAUUCGCCAUACAAUAUUUUUGCGAUUUACUUUUAGCGAUUUUUCGCGCAUAGAAGCUAGCGCCACAUUGGUCGAUGCGGAGAGUAGAAAAACAGCCGAUGUAGUUAAUUCAUUUACUGCAAUGCAUUGUAACUUCAAUCAUAUUUCAAUGAACUUAACAGAUUUUGUUGUCGGUUGAGAAUCAUAGGUACGGUUAUUAUUUUUUUGCAAAUUCUCAUCGUAAUAGGCUGUUUUACCUCACGCAAAUCUGACAGGAAAAGGCCUACUUUCCCACACCAAAUUAUCAGUGCUGUAAUGGUUCAUUACAGCACUGAUUUGCGUUGCGUAAUGAACCAUUACAGCACUGUUUUCAGUUUUGAUCAACUUCUUGAUGCUUUCUGGACGCAGGUUUGGAAAAUUGUGACAACUGCACAGUAUAACCUGCUAUGAUCAGACUUUCUCAAACAUGGCUAUGGAAAUCUGUGUGCAGUUUGAUGAAAAAGUUUUGUUAAAAACUAUCCUCAAGUGGUAAUUUAUGAAAUUGCAAAAAACGUUGUACGCAUCUCGGUGCAGAACUCGAUUUUUACAGCACUCGUCGUAUUUAUCCAACUCGGCAAGCCUCGUUGGAUAAGUGUACAACUCGUGCUGUAAAAAUCUUCAUUCUGCACCUUGCUGCGUAAACUACUAUUACUAUGGAUUCCACAACAAAAUUUAUUUCAGUGCACAUAUUGACUUAUUUAAGACCGAAGUCGAUAUAUAUAAAGACACUAUAUGGGUCGGCCACCCGUCACAGCGUCCAGCAAUGCCUUUUGCGAACGGCGAGCAAAGCGAACAACAAAAAAUGCUCCGAUUUCAAUACAUGGUGUACGAUCAGACUAUUGAAAUCGCGGGACGUAGUAUACUCUCGUGCCGAUAAGGGAAAUGCUGUGGUGAUAAUGGACCGGGACGAUUAUGAUUCACGGGUUCUCACCAUGAUAAGCGACGGCCCGUAUGAAGAAUGCAAGUUUAAAAACGGCAAACCGAAAGACCCCCUAAAUAGCAUGAUCGACGAAGCGAACCGUGUCCGUCAGAAUGUAGCGCGUCUAAUGGGUGAGGAUAGAUUGGAAAGAUGGUUCCACGUCCCAAACCCGACGGUGGCAUCCUUGUACUGUUUGCCAAAAAUCCACAAGAACCCGGUCGGAAUGCGCCCCAUAUCAUCCAACAUUCGCACACCAACGGAGAAAAUGGCAGCAUGGUUCGUCAAUGAGAUGAAAAAGUACCCCGUGAAGCAUGGAAACAGUGUGAAAAAUUCGGUUGAUUUGGUAGAGCAGUUGAAAGAUUUUCAAGUGAGAAGAGGUGAGAUACUGGUAUCGUUCGAUGUCGCAGCAUUGUUUCCGAGCGUCCCAGUCAACGAUGCCCUGCAGAGCCUACGCCAACACUUGGAACGGAGCCGAGCACCGCAGAACCACAUUGAAGCGUACCUUUCUAUCGCAAAGGUGUGUAUGCAUCAGAGGGAAAUUUUAUAAACAAACCUUUGGGCUUAGUAUGGGAAGCAAAUUGUCACCCCUAUUAGCAGACGUUUUUAUGAGCGAUUUCGAAACCGAAGCUCAGAAGAACAAACUUUUCCCGCGGGUAUGGAGACGCUAUGUGGACGACGUUUUUGUCCCUAUAAAAGAACGGUAACCUGGACCAGACUUUGACAAUGCUCAAUUUCCAGCACACGUCAAUAAAUUUCACAGUUGAAAAAGAAGUGAAUGGGACACUGCCCUUCCUCGACUUAACGAUAAACAGAAAUGACGACGGUACGUUGAAAUUCGGUAUUUAUCGAAAACCAACCUCAACAGACCGCUACAUAACCUCUGACUCCAACCACUACGGUUCCCAGAAAAAAGCUGCAUUCCAUUCAAUGGUGCACCGGCUCUAUACCGUGCCCAUGGAUAAGACCGAAUUUGACGAAGAAAAAUCUCGGAUUUACAAAGCGGCUGAAGUCAAUGGGUACGACAAAAGGUUCAUAGAAAAAAUAUUACAAAAACACAAACGGAAAAAACAGCGACAAGACAUUACAACACUGCAGCCCAACACACAAGAAGUAAAGCGAAUUAGCCUA